Cooperia oncophora is the source of this 333-nucleotide messenger RNA. The record is from the annotation of a GenBank genome assembly. NCBI's taxonomy places the organism in Eukaryota, Metazoa, Nematoda, Chromadorea, Rhabditida, Trichostrongylidae.
AUGAUCCCCAGUAGAGUAGAGAUUAUCCUUGGCAAAAUAGUUACAUCCGCUCAAAUCCAGCCAUUGGAUCUUUGUCCUUAUUCUAAGGCUCUUCAGCUACUCUCACGACUUCGACCAGCGAAGAAGAAACAAGCACCCGCCCCACGUCCACAAGUUCGACAACAGAUUCCUGAUCUUGAAGAGUUCCUGAUCAAAAAGGAUUACUCGGCAGCGAUCUCGUUACUAGAGUUCAAGCAGAAGAAUGGUGAGAAAAAUGAAACAACUGAUCUUUGGUUGGGACACUGCUUCUUCAGAUCCGGCGACUACAAGAGGGCGUUGGACGUAAGUGAUUAG